AUGCCCGCUCUACGAACAAGAUCGACCGUGCGCACCAACGACGGCAUCACCUGGUACUACGAGCAGGAAGGCUCUGGACCGGACAUCGUCCUGAUCCCCGACGGCGUGGGCGACUGCGGCCUGUUCGACCAGCCCAUGUCGACGAUCGCCAGCAGUGGGUUUAGAGUAACCACCUUCGACAUGCCGGGCAUGUCGCGGUCGGCGGCCACCGCGCCGCCCGAGACGUACCAGGACGUGACGGGCCAGAAACUCGCGGGGUACAUCGUCACGCUGAUGGACGAGCUGAGGAUCAAAUCCGCCGCGGUGUGGGGGUGUAGUUCCGGCGCGACGACCGUGCUGGCGCUGUGCUCGGGGUUUCCCGACCGCGUGCGCAACGGCAUGCCGCACGAGGUCCCCACGGUCAACCCGGACAAUCUCAAGAACAUCCACGAGGUGACCGACGCGGACGCCCUCACGGCGGAGCUGGCGGCCACGAUCCGGACCAUGUCCGCGAACGAAGCCGCGUGGGACGCAUUGGGGGCAGAAGUCCACGAGAGGCUGCGCGGCAACUACGCCCGGUGGGCUUACGGCUAUCCACGCACGAUCCCUGGGUCCGCCGCGACCAAGACGGAAGACCUGCACAAGGUGCCGAUCGACUGGACCGUCGGGGGCGCGGGGCCGAUGCAGGCAUUCUUCGAGAACGUGGUGAUCGCGACGCGGGAGAAGAUCCCCAUCACGACGCUACCGGGCUUUCAUUUCCCGUACGUGUCCCAUCCAGAGGCGUUUGCGAGGUAUGUCGUCGAGACGAGCCGGAAGUACGUCUGA
Fonsecaea nubica is the source of this 804-nucleotide messenger RNA. RefSeq lists its product as hypothetical. The coding region runs from base 1 to 804 and encodes 267 amino acids. The transcript has a single exon. NCBI's taxonomy places the organism in Eukaryota, Fungi, Ascomycota, Eurotiomycetes, Chaetothyriales, Herpotrichiellaceae. The record is from RefSeq and is a predicted model, not a curated record.